CAGGUCCGCGCUGAACAGGGUCAUAUAAAAGACAGAAUCUUUCGGCCCUGUUUAGCUCAGCAGGAAGAAUCUGAUCAAACGGAUUUAAAUCUGAGUUAAAAACAGAAGUGGAUUUAGUGUUUGUAGCGGAAUUUUAUAGAUAAUCAUGUCUAAACAGGCUCAGCCGAUCAGUCCGGGGAAGAAUUUCCUGGCCGGUGGGUUUGGAGGAGUGUGUCUGGUGUUCGCAGGUCAUCCGCUCGAUACCAUCAAGGUACGUUUGCAGACUCAGCCCAAACCCGGACCAGGUCAGUCGAUGUUUUACUCCGGAACCUUCGACUGCUUUAGAAAGACCCUUGCCAAGGAGGGAGUGAAGGGUUUGUAUAAAGGCAUGGCCGCGCCCAUUAUUGGAGUCACUCCGAUGUUCGCUGUGUGUUUCUUCGGUUUCGGUCUCGGCAAGAAGCUGCAGCAGAAAAGUCCGGACGACAUUUUAUCCUAUCCUCAGCUGUUUGCAGCAGGUAUGCUCUCAGGUGUGUUUACUACAGCCAUCAUGGCUCCUGGAGAGAGAAUCAAAUGCCUCCUGCAGAUCCAGGCGGCCUCGGGUGAGAUUAAAUACGCCGGCCCGAUGGACUGUGUGAAGCAGCUGUACAGAGAGAGCGGGAUCAGAGGAGUGUACAAGGGAACGGCGCUGACACUCAUGAGAGACGUACCUGCCAGCGGGAUGUACUUCAUGACGUAUGAGUGGCUGAAGAACGUCCUCACCCCAGAGGGUAAAAGCCAUAAUGAACUGAGCGUGCCCAGUGUGCUGUUUGCCGGCGGUAUGGCGGGAAUCUUCAACUGGGCGGUCGCUAUUCCACCCGACGUCCUCAAGUCCCGAUUCCAGACAGCUCCGGAGGGAAAGUACCCGAACGGUUUCCGAGAUGUUCUGAGAGAGCUGAUCAGAGAAGAGGGCGUGGCCUCACUUUAUAAAGGUUUCACAGCAGUCAUGCUCCGAGCGUUCCCCGCUAAUGCUGCCUGCUUCCUCGGCUUCGAACUGGCCAUGAAGUUCUUAAACUGGGUUUCCCCAAGUCUGUGAUCUACACCCGAGAAUGUGAAUGUUUCUGCCACACACACACACACACACACACUUGAAGGAACUGUUAAAUCGGCCCCGUGCUGCAUCAGAAACAAACCGCCAGUCAUGUGAUUUCUUUUAUUUUAGUUUGAUGAUGUUGAUUUGUAGGCGUGUUGAAGAGGAGUGACGCUGUGCCUUAUCACACCGGCUGGGAACAAACCAGUGUGGGUUCUAUUCUCAGUACAUGAAGCUCACAUCAGAUUCGGAUGAAGAAUCAGUAGCACUGAUACACACACACACACAGUGGCGCUAAUACACAGUAAUAAUCCCAAUACUGUUCAGUACUGUUCAGGUCUCUCGUUCUGAUCAGCCUCUGCUCCUGUUCUGAGGUGAAUGUUGUUCACAUCUCAUCUUCAUCUGUAUAAUAAACAGAUUGUUUAGGA
Trichomycterus rosablanca is the source of this 1473-nucleotide messenger RNA. It is a transcript of the gene slc25a20, whose product is annotated as solute carrier family 25 member 20. NCBI's taxonomy places the organism in Eukaryota, Metazoa, Chordata, Actinopteri, Siluriformes, Trichomycteridae. Gene Ontology annotation, biological process: carnitine transmembrane transport; mitochondrial transport. The transcript has 9 exons. The record is from RefSeq and is a predicted model, not a curated record. The coding region runs from base 146 to 1051 and encodes 301 amino acids. Gene Ontology annotation, cellular component: mitochondrial envelope. Gene Ontology annotation, molecular function: O-acyl-L-carnitine transmembrane transporter activity.